AUGUUAUCUGCUGCAUAUGAGUUUAAGGACGUAUUUUCUAUGUAUGGAUACAACGACCAUCAAUUUAUUUGGGUGCCAUCGCAAGAAGAUUGGGAUAAAGUUAAAUCUGUCUGUGAACUUUUGGGAGUCUUCAAUCGAGUAACCAAGAUUGUAUCUGGUAGUGACUAUCCAACAUCAAAUUUAUUCCUUCCUGAAAUUUGGCGAAUGAAAGAGGUUCUAAUUAAUAAAUGUGAUGAUGGAAAUGACUACAUUAGAUCUAUGGCACAUCGAAUGAAAGCCAAGUUUGAUAAAUACUGGGGCGAGUGCAAUUUAUUGAUGGCAAUUGCGGCAAUUUUGGAUCCGAGGUUUAAGUUGGUGUUCAUACGAUUCUGCUUUCCGAAGAUUUAUCAAGAGGCUGAAGCUACGAAGAAUAUUGAAUAUGUUCAAAGAAUUUUGAAAGAGAUAUAUGAUGUGUAUCUUCAUGAACAUAAUUUAAAUCUCAAGGAACAGGAUCUUGCAAGCAAAGUUCAAGAAAGCUCUUCAAGUAAUCGUUCAGUCUUUGCAGUUCAUGAUGAGGAGGGUGGUGUGGAAAUUUGGGAGUCAUUUCUCAAAAGUGCUGAAACUGUGCUUCAACCUAUGAAAUCUGAAUUAGAAAUGUAUCUUGAGGAGGGUGUAUAUAUACCUAACAAGAACAUCGAAUUUAAUGCCUUGGAUUGGUGGAAAGCGAAUACUCUGAAGUAUAAUGUUUUGUCUAAAGUGGCCAAAGAUAUUUUGUCAACACCGAUUACAACUGUAACUUCAGAGUCUACAUUUAGUGCCGGAGGAAGGGUUAUUGAUCCACAUCGAGCAUCAUUAUCAACUGAGACAGUUCAGAAGUUGUUAUGUGGGGCUGAUUGGGUCAGAUCAUUGUAUGGGCUUAAAAAGAAGUGUGGGGAUGAUCAAAAUGAAGGGGAGGUGGAGAUAACUUUGCCAGAGGCAAUUUGA
This is a messenger RNA of Alnus glutinosa, 963 nucleotides long. RefSeq names its product zinc finger BED domain-containing protein RICESLEEPER 1-like. NCBI's taxonomy places the organism in Eukaryota, Viridiplantae, Streptophyta, Magnoliopsida, Fagales, Betulaceae. Gene Ontology annotation, molecular function: protein dimerization activity; DNA binding. The coding region runs from base 1 to 963 and encodes 320 amino acids. The record is from RefSeq and is a predicted model, not a curated record. The transcript is spliced from 2 exons.